ACGAGAUCUUAGAGGGACAUUGGCGCGAUGGACGGCCCGCCGGCGUAUCAGCUCGAGCUCGAGCACGUCAUCGGGUAUACGGGUCGGUCCAAGGACACGGUACUCGCGCACCCGAGAGACCCGGACGCGUACUUUACCUGCAUGGGCGCGGCCGUCGUCAUCUCGCGCGUCUCGGAUACGCACGCGCAAGAGUUCCUUCGCGGCCACGACGAAGAGAUCUCGUCGCUCUGCGUGUCGCGCUCGGGCGUGCUGCUCGCGUCCGGGCAGCUGCCGUCGACGAAGCGCAACGGCGCGGGCGCAGCGAUUGUCGUCUGGGACCUCUACGCCAAGUCGGAGCUCUACCAGCUGCACGGUUUUUUCUGCAAAAUCACAAAACUCGCCUUCUCGCCCGACGACCACUUCCUCCUCGGCGCCGGCGCUGACGGGUCGGUGAUCCUCUGGGACCUCCGCACGUCCGAGGUCGUCGUGACGCGGUCGUACGGGUCGCCGGUCACGAUUCUCAACUGGGGCAAAGUCGAAGAAAAGACGCGCCGACCAAAGUACACGCUUCUGUUUGCGCACUCGAGCCAGCUCCUCGUGAGCGAGCUCUCGUACGACAUUGGCAGCAUGCAGUACAAGCUCGAGAGCUACCCGUGCGCGAUGCCGUCGACCGGCAUGGUCCGAGAGUACCUCGCCGCGUGCAUGACGCAGACCAACGAUACGCUCCUUGCAGGCACCUACGCGGGCGAGCUCGUCGUCUUCAACGCCGACGCCCGCGUCUUCAAGUGCACGAUCCCGAUCUCGUCCAACGGCGUGCACUCGAUCGUCUGCUGCGCGGCGACCGGGUACCUUUAUGUGGGCGCAGGCGACGGCGUUCUCAAGAAGCUCGUGGGCGACCACUCGGACUGGAACCUCGUCGGCCAAGUCGCGUUGAUGGGCGCCAUCGCCGGCUUGAGCGUGACGUGCGACGGCGCGACAGUCCUCGCCGGCACGUCGGCCGGGAAGCUCUAUCGCAUCCUCGCCAGUGCCAUGAGCGUCGAAGAGCUUGCUUGCAGCCACUUGGCACCCGUGACCGCCUGCGUCUUUGACGGCCACUCGAGCGAAGCCUUUGCGACCCUCUCGCACGACGGAACGCUCAAGGUAUGGGAUCUCUCGUCGUACCGCGUCAAGGCGAGCGCCGCCGAAAACGUCCACGGUCGCUGCGUCUGCUACGCCGUAAAUGGAGCGUUCCUCGUCUCGGGCUGGGCCGACGGCUGGCUGCGCGCGUUCGAGACUGCGUCAGGGCACAAGCUGUGGCACAUUGCGAACGCGCAUCGCGGCGAGGUCACGUGCAUCGCCGCCAACGACAAGUGCAUCGUCUCCGGGUCGAGCGAUGGCGGCGUCAACGUCUGGUCGCUCGCCACGCGGGAGCUCAUCUUGCAGUUUCACGAACACAAGCGCGGCGUGACGCAGGUGUGCAUCGACUUGGUCAAAGCGCAUCACGUGCACAGCUGCGGCCUCGACCGGUCGCUCUUCUUAUACGACCUCAAGACCCAGCGCCGCGCCGUCGUGCACCAAGUGCGCGAAGGUGCGUUCCAUGCGAUGAGCCAGCGCCUCGACAGCGAGACCGAGAUCAUCACGGGCGGCGCCGACGGCCGGCUCCUCUUUUGGGACUGCGACGUCGCCGACGCCGUCAAGGUGCUGCAGGACCCCAACCGGAUGCGCGUGCUCGCGCUCCAGGUGUCGCCGUCAGGACGCUUUGUGGCCACGGGUGGCGACGACUGCCAUCUCAAAAUCUACGCGCUUGAAAGCGACGCGCUCAUGGCCAUCGCGCUCGGCCACUCGGGCGCCAUCAACCAAUUGGCGUGGAGCCCGGACGAGCGCCAGAUCGUGUCGGUCGGCGUCGACUGCUGUAUAUGCCUCUGGAAUUUCUUCCUAGAAGACGAGACCCCUCGGUAUUAACACUUACGACGACCGAAUUGGCCGCUCCUA
Saprolegnia parasitica CBS 223.65 is the source of this 1950-nucleotide messenger RNA. RefSeq lists its product as hypothetical. Gene Ontology annotation, biological process: cilium assembly. Gene Ontology annotation, molecular function: protein binding. The record is from RefSeq and is a predicted model, not a curated record. The transcript is spliced from 6 exons. NCBI's taxonomy places the organism in Eukaryota, Oomycota, Saprolegniomycetes, Saprolegniales, Saprolegniaceae. Bases 28 to 1920 code for a protein of 630 amino acids.